AUUAGUCGGUCUAUCCCGAAUAGCCUGUUAUCCGGCCACUCACAUUUUGAUUUGCAAUUAUCAUAACGACAAUGGCAAAUGCUCAGAAAACGCUCCUUUCAAUUCAUCACUAAACUUGAACAACAAUGAUAUCACUGCUAAUAGCCACUGCGCCACCUUCCCCCGAAACCCUAACCCUCAACUCCAGCUUGCACGGGAAGGUACCCUACAGUUUCAGGGAGCGUUUCAAAACUGUUUCUAUUCAGGCCACAGCUGCUCCCAAUGGCAAGAGGACCUAUAAGAAUUUGUGUACGAGAUAUGGCUCUUUUUAUUUUAGAGGAGAUUUAAGUAAAGAUAGAAUAAGUAUAAACAGGCUGAAAUGCUACAGUAAUGGUGAUGAAGAGAAUGAUGAUAAAGGACAUGGCAAGAGCUCUGCCUCCACAACUACAGAAAAACGGCCGGAAGAGCAGGAACCGAAACAGCCUGCUUUGGAGCCACCUUCUGCGUCAUCAAGUACUCCUCCUUUGGGUUCAACACCAAAAAAUUUUCAAGUUGAUGCAUUCAAGUUGAUGGAGCUCCUUGGACCCGAGAAAGUAGACCCAUCAGAUGUAAAAUUAAUAAAGGAAAAGCUUUUUGGUUAUACAACUUUUUGGGUUACUGGAGAAGAACCUUUUGGGGAUCUUGGUGAGGGAGUUCUAUUUCUAGGAAAUUUAAGAGGCCAGAGGGAAGAAGUAUUUGCUAAGCUCCAAAGACAACUGAGGGAAGUUGCUGGUAAUAAAUACAAUCUUUUCAUGGUAGAAGAGCCCAAUUCAGAAGGUUCAGAUCCACGAGGUGGUCCUCGAGUUAGUUUUGGUUUGCUUCGUAAGGAAGUUUCUGAACCAAGACCUACAUCUUUGUGGCAAUAUGUUGUUGCUUUCAUAUUGUUUCUUCUUACUGCAGGCUCAUGUGUUGAAUUGGGACUUGCUUCUCAGCUACAAAGACUUCCACCUGAGGUUGCCCAAUAUUUUACAAAUCCAGAAGCCACAGAGCCACCUGAUUUGCAGCUUUUGGUUCCUUACAUGAAGUCCACUUUGCCACUUGCCUACGGUGUGCUUGGAGUCCAGCUAUUUCAUGAAGUUGGGCAUUUUCUGGCUGCACUGCCGAAGAAAGUGAAACUGGGGAUUCCUUAUUUCAUCCCGAACAUCACUCUUGGGAGUUUUGGUGCAAUUACCCAGUUUAAGUCAGUCCUUCCAGACAAAACAACGCAACUAGAUGUGUCUGUAGCAGGUCCAUUGGCAGGUGGUGCUCUGUCAUUCGCUAUGUUUGGUAUUGGUCUCUUGCUUUCAAUAAAUCCGGAUGCUACAGGAGACUUGAUUCAAGUGCCCAGUCUUUUAUUUCAGGGAUCAUUACUUCUCGGCCUUAUCAGCAGGGCUACAUUAGGUUACAAUGCCAUGCAUUCGGCGACAGUUUUAAUCCAUCCUCUUGUCAUUGCGGGCUGGUGUGGCUUAACUACAACGGCUUUUAACAUGCUUCCAGUUGGGUGCCUUGAUGGUGGAAGAUCCAUCCAGGCUGCAUUUGGGAAAAACGCAUUGGUUGGCUUUGGUUUGACAACUUAUGCAUUACUUGGGCUGGGCGUGCUAGGUGGACCAUUAUCUUUGCCUUGGGGACUAUAUAUAUUGAUUUGCCAGAGGUCACCAGAAAAACCUUGCUUAAAUGAUGUGUCUGAGGUGGGAUCAUGGAGAAGGACAGCUCUAACGAUAGCCAUUUUCUUAGUUGUGUUAGUGCUUCUUCCCUUGUGGGAUGAUCUUGCAGAAGAGCUUGGUAUAGGGCUUAUUACCACUUCAUUGUAAAGAUUUAACUGUACAUACUAUAUAUUGUGAAGAUGAAGCAUUACUGGCUCCCAAUUUUGUCUUAAUUAUAUUUUAAGAAUUGCUUAAGGCCUUUGAAGGAGCCAUUGUGAAAAGAACUAGGUUGGGUUAUUUAGGCCUUGCAACAGCUAGAAGUAUAUGAAGAUCUCAAGCGUGAUUAUACUUGCCUCAUGGCAGCUUUUGUAAUUGAAAAAUUAAAAUAACUUUGCAAAAUCAAUGGCAUAGAUCAUAAUAUUGCCAAUAAUUGUAUGUCUCUGUACUACCAUAACAAUUUUUUCAAUCAACACGAUUGUUAUUAUUUUUUGGCAAUAAGAGCAUGUGGUAAUCAGAUA
This is a messenger RNA of Cryptomeria japonica (Japanese cedar), 2158 nucleotides long. RefSeq names its product probable zinc metalloprotease EGY1, chloroplastic. The record is from RefSeq and is a predicted model, not a curated record. NCBI's taxonomy places the organism in Eukaryota, Viridiplantae, Streptophyta, Pinopsida, Cupressales, Cupressaceae. The coding region runs from base 126 to 1808 and encodes 560 amino acids. The transcript is spliced from 10 exons. Gene Ontology annotation, biological process: proteolysis.